AUGCUCUUGGGAAAGGGCCACAGUCCUCUUGUUGGCCCGUCAGUCCCCCGGUUCGAAUCUACCAGAGACAACACUGCCUGUAUAGACCAAACAAAUUCUCCGACCCCGGGACCCCGACGCACGACAGCGAUGGGUGCCGUCGGUUCGCCGAGGGGAGCGUCUCCUCCCCGGGAAGCCGGGAUAUGGAGUCCAUAG
Colletotrichum truncatum is the source of this 195-nucleotide messenger RNA. RefSeq lists its product as uncharacterized. NCBI's taxonomy places the organism in Eukaryota, Fungi, Ascomycota, Sordariomycetes, Glomerellales, Glomerellaceae. The record is from RefSeq and is a predicted model, not a curated record.